GCCGCUGCGCCAUGUUAUCGGGGUAACGCUUCAAAUCACUGCCGCUUCCUGACCGGGAGAAGAUUCAACCACCGGGUGUUUGAAACGCCUUCAUCACUUCAUCAAACCUCGAUCUUUUCAUUCUUAAACUUUAAUUUCGUGUCGUCACGGCAGCGAAGCAGCUGGCCGAAACCGGUUUUGAUUUUUCCCCGUUAGUCGAAGGCCAAAGCGGCUGCCAUGGAUUUUUAAGGCAUAAUGCGGCACCUGUAAUGCAAUGGCGAUGCAUAGUGCAAGGCAAACCCACCGACACUCCAUCUUCGCAACUGCCAAGCAGUUGGGCUCGAAUACCGUCCGCGGUAUACCUGCGAGCCAGCCGGUACCGCUGCUCCUGGACCGGAGGAAGCUAACGCUAGCUAGCUAGUCCCCCUUAACUAAUCCCAUACGUCGAAAUUUCAUCGAUUCAUUUGAACGUCGUCAACACUAUGAAGCCUCAAGACAUCAUCAGCGGGAAGAGCAGCCUGUGGAUCUUCGGGUACGGGUCGCUGGUGUGGAAGCCGGACUUCAAGUACAAGAGGAGCCAGGUCGGUUACAUUCAAGGCUACAAGAGACGCUUCUGGCACGGAGACAACUUUCACCGCGGCAGCGACGAGAUGCCCGGAAGAGUGGUGACGCUGAUUGAAGAUGAUGACGAGAGCACCUGGGGCGUGGCGUUUGAGGUGACAGGCUCUCAGAUCGAAGAGUCCCUGAAGUACCUCAACGUGCGUGAGACGGUCUGCGGUGGCUACAUCACCAAAAUGGUGGAUUUCUUCCCUGAGGGAGGAGAUCAGCCUCCAGUUCAGGCGCUCGUGUACAUCGCCACCUCUGACAACGCCCUGUACCUGGGGCCGGCCAGCCCGGAGGCGAUCGGUGUCCAGAUCGCAGUGUGCAGAGGGAAGACGGGCCACAACCUGGAGUAUCUGCUCCGGCUGGCCGAGUUCAUGAGGAGCAGCUGCCCGCAGGUGGAAGACCAUCACCUGUACUCCAUCGAGGCGGCGGCGCUGACCGUGGUGUCCUAUCUGUUAGCAGCCCAGUAGCUCGUACCCUUUGUCUCAGGAGCGUGAAUAGUGGAUGAGGCUUUUCAUCUGUCAUGUUCGUCCAUCUAUGUUUUAUGUUGUGAAAUCUUGCUUCUGACCAACCAGUGUACGUGAAUCACUGAAUGCUGUUGCAGUGAUAUCAGAGGGAAGCAUGUUAGUGAGUGGAGGGUUUUGUUGUUGUGAAGCAUGACCUCAUGUUCACACUGUAAUGUUACUCAGCACAUGUUAGUACGGUGGUUACAAAGUGUUGGGUGUCUGAACUGUUCCUGACUGUAAACAUCUGUGCACACCAAUGUUUUUAUUUGUUUGCACAGUUGAGAUUCCGUCCAGUCCAUUCAGACGGUGCAGCGAGUAACUGUGGUGCUUGAACCUGUUUCCAUUCACCAAAUAGCUGCUGUGAUUAUUUUUUAUUUUUAAAGAACAAACCUGUUUAAAAAGUUGCUUGUGGCAACUUUUCAUCCAGUUGGAAACACUAAUAAAAAGUUAAAAGAA
Epinephelus moara (kelp grouper) is the source of this 1544-nucleotide messenger RNA. It is a transcript of the gene chac1, whose product is annotated as ChaC, cation transport regulator homolog 1 (E. coli). Gene Ontology annotation, cellular component: cytoplasm. Gene Ontology annotation, molecular function: gamma-glutamylcyclotransferase activity; glutathione specific gamma-glutamylcyclotransferase activity. The record is from RefSeq and is a predicted model, not a curated record. Lineage: Eukaryota; Metazoa; Chordata; Actinopteri; Perciformes; Serranidae. The transcript is spliced from 3 exons. Bases 462 to 1052 code for a protein of 196 amino acids. Gene Ontology annotation, biological process: glutathione catabolic process.